UUCAAAUCAGACUGGAUAGGUUGAAGCAGGUUAGAUAUUUAGAUUAGACUAAAGCACGGAAGUGAUCCAAGUGUCAUGUCGGAGCAAACUCCAACCAACAAUCCCGUGGGGAAACGAAAGAAAACGAAUAGAGCAUGUAAUCAUUGUCAUAAGGCCCAUAUGCCUUGUACCAAUAGUAGGCCUUGUUUAAGAUGUAUUCAACGAGGCCUUCAAGAUACUUGUGAAGAUGCCCCCAGAAAGAGAAAGAAGUAUUUGGCGGAUGUUCCAACUCAAGAUUUAGCACCAAGAAAUAGCAAUGGAGGUAGUGGGGCUGGAAUGGGAAUAUCACCUCCAAAUAGCUAUCAAUCAACCCCAUUUCAACAUAGUGCUACUGCUCCAAUAAAUAACUAUGAAUUCAAUAACCCGGCAACGAAUUUAACCAGAACCGCUACACAAUCAUUGAUUAAAGAAGAACCAAAUCUGUCAUUUUAUUCCAGUAAUGAUAAGUUAUUUAACUUGAAUGAAUUUGGUACAAAUGAUCAACGAACUAAAGAAUUUAACUUUCCGAAUCAACAACAGCCUCAGCCCACUUAUCGUAAAAGAACCAAUUUUCUAAGUUCUGCUGCAGAUCUUGAAUAUUCUACAUUAUCUAAUAUUCUUCAAGAUAAUUUUAUGCAUAUAAAUCAUCCUUCUUCAACUUCUGCUGAAGGUACUCCUAAUUCCAUCAAUUUAUCCCCUGCAUUAUCGCCUCACAAUUUUGCCAACCAGGGCCUUACAGCAACUACUCCAUCAACGAGUAAUAUAAGAGGAAUUGGGUCACCUCAAUCACAAUCACAAUCACAAAAUCAUCCUCAAAAUCAAUCAUUACAACAACGUCAUUUCCAUAAUUCAAAAAACUUGUCUCCUUAUGUAUCAGGACCAUCGCAAAGUCCUUCACCUCAACAUAAUGGACGUAAAAGUAAUGAUUAUUAUAAUUCUAGUUUCCCUAAAUGUGAUGAAUCAAUAAAUCAAUACUUCUUAGGACUGACUGGAUCAGAUAACUUGACUGUCUUCCCUGAUAUUAUAAUGGCAAUUGAAUCGAUGAAAGAAAGUGAUCCUUCAGUAUAUCAUGAACGUAAUUCAAAACUGGUACUAUCAUUUGCCAUUGGGAUAGUGCCCGAUGAUAACUACGGAGAAUUAGAUUUACAUUUUAAAGAACCAGAAGAAAUAUAUGCUAAAGUUACCAAACCUUUUUCAUAUACUCCAGGAUAUCAUUCAUUGAUUGCUUAUUUACGGAAAAGAUUCCCAAAAGAAAUGUUGGUCAAAAUGGCCGAAUCCAUGGCUGCUUAUAGACCGAGUUUCAUUGCAUGUACUAAUUCAUUAAAGGAAGGAGAUUUAAUUUUCAUGGAACAGUGUUUUCAAAGGACUUUAUUAACCUAUGAUAAUUUUAUAAAAGUUAGUGGGACCCCAACAAUUGUUUGGAGACGUACGGGAGAAAUUGCUUACGUUGGUAAUGAAUUCAGUAUACUUACCGGAUGGACCAAAGAAGAAUUGAUCACGAAAAAGAAAACAUUUAUUGUAGAACUAUUAGAUGAUAAAUCAGUUGUUGAAUACUUUCAAUUAUUUCUGAGAAUUGCAUUUGGUGAUUUCUUAGGGGCCACCAUGACUGAGUGUUCUUUGCUAACACCAAAGGAAGGAGUUAAAAUACGGACUGGGUGUAUGUGGACUUUGAAAAGAGAUGUUUUCGGUAUUCCAAUGAUGAUUAUUGGUAAUUUCUUGCCGAUUGUUUAGACGGGGUUUUCAUAUUUUGCAUCUUUUAAUUGUAACGACGUU
Molecule: messenger RNA, 1791 nt
Organism: Hyphopichia burtonii NRRL Y-1933
Lineage: Eukaryota; Fungi; Ascomycota; Pichiomycetes; Serinales; Debaryomycetaceae
Gene: ZCF11
Product: Zcf11p
Exons: 1
Coding region: 76-1749 (557 amino acids)
Biological process (GO): regulation of DNA-templated transcription; cellular response to starvation
Cellular component (GO): nucleus
Molecular function (GO): DNA-binding transcription factor activity, RNA polymerase II-specific; RNA polymerase II transcription regulatory region sequence-specific DNA binding; zinc ion binding
Source: RefSeq, a predicted model, not a curated record